GCGUGUCAGGAAUGCCGAAGGUCACAUCUGCAGAGAGCUGUGAUCUGGAGGAGUGACAGCCGAGAGGAGUGGACAGGACAGAGCUCAUCAUGCCGUACAUCCUGAUCAGCACCCAGAUCCGUAUGGAGAUCGGCCCCACCAUAGUUGGAGAUGAAAGCUCUGAUCCGGAGUUGAUGGAACAGCUUGGAGCCGCCAGGAGAACUGUGCUUGGGAAUAAUUUUGCAGAAUACUUUGUAAAUGAGCCCCCACGUGUGACACUGAACAAGCUUGAGAGUUUAGGAUACCGCGUCAUCAGUAUGACAGGAGUUGGGCAGACUCUUGUAUGGUGCCUACAUAAGGAGUAGGCGUGGUGUGUCUCACAAGCACCAAAAGACUGCUUCAGAUGCCAUGUGAAGAGCAUCCUGCCAUGUUCCCGAACAGCUCUUCACUCCGAUCAGUAAUG
Messenger RNA from Nanorana parkeri, 442 nucleotides. It is a transcript of the gene GCHFR, whose product is annotated as GTP cyclohydrolase I feedback regulator. The record is from RefSeq and is a predicted model, not a curated record. The coding region runs from base 90 to 344 and encodes 84 amino acids. The transcript is spliced from 3 exons. Gene Ontology annotation, molecular function: GTP cyclohydrolase binding. Gene Ontology annotation, biological process: negative regulation of biosynthetic process. Gene Ontology annotation, cellular component: nucleus; cytoplasm. NCBI's taxonomy places the organism in Eukaryota, Metazoa, Chordata, Amphibia, Anura, Dicroglossidae.